Molecule: messenger RNA, 1296 nt
Organism: Hirundo rustica (Barn swallow)
Lineage: Eukaryota; Metazoa; Chordata; Aves; Passeriformes; Hirundinidae
Product: prostatic acid phosphatase-like
Exons: 11
Coding region: 37-1161 (374 amino acids)
Biological process (GO): dephosphorylation; lysosome organization
Cellular component (GO): plasma membrane; lysosome
Molecular function (GO): acid phosphatase activity
Source: RefSeq, a predicted model, not a curated record
CCUCGGUGUGCAAAAUAGCUGAAAGCUACCCUCAGGAUGAGAUCAAGGCAGCUGGUCUGUGGAAUCUGGAGUCUGUGUUUCAUGUUCUGUCUUUUCUGCAUCUUUCUUCACCAAACAACAGCUAAAAGAAAACUGAAGUUUGUGUCCCUAGUAUUUCGCCAUGGUGAUCAUACCCCACAGGAGUUUUUUCCAAAUGAUAAGCACAAAGAAAUUGCAAGACAACAGGGAUAUAGUCAACUUACCAAGCUUGGCAUACAACAACAGUAUGAGCUUGGCCAGUACAUGCGGAGGAGAUACUCUCAUUUCCUGAGCAUUGUAUACAAGCAGUGUGAGAUUUAUGUUCAAAGCACUGACUGUGAUCACACACUUAUGAGUGCUCAGGCAAGUCUUGCCGGACUGUACCCACCGACACAGGGUCAGAUUUGGAACCCCAGAAUCCUUUGGCAGCCAAUUCCAGUUCACACAGUGCCACUGUCACAUGAUAAUUUGCUAUACCUACCUUUCUCACACUGCCCAAAAUACAAGGAGCUUCUGAGAGAAACCUUUGCAACAAGGGAUUUCCAAAGGCAAUUCAAGCACUACAAGCAAUUUCUGAAGUUUUUAGCCACUCAUACAGGAUACCCAUUGAAGAAGUUGACUACUGAAAGGAUUUGGAAGCUCUCUGACACUUUACAAUAUGAGGAUAUUAACAAUUACACUUUACCUGUUUGGGCUACUCAUGGUGUCAGAACCAAGCUGAUAAAGCUGUCAGAAUUGUUAUUGCAGGCGGAAUUUGGGUUCCACAAACAAAUACAAAAAUCACGCUUGCAGGGAGGUAUUCUUUUAAAAACUAUUCUAAAGCAUAUGUCAGAUGCUAGAAAACCUUCAUACCAUCAAAAAAUGGUUAUGUAUUCCACGCAUGCAGCCACCAUUGCUGCCUUACAGAUGGCACUCAAUGUCUUCAAUGGGAAAUUGCCUCCUCAAAGUGCCUGCCAUUUUUUUGAACUUUACCAGGAAAAAAAUGGGCAGUACACCAUAGAAAUGUACUACCGGAAUAAUUCUUUGAGGGAGCCUCACCCCCUCACUCUCCCUGGCUGCAGAUUUCGCUGUCCCCUGGAGAGAUUUACUCAUCUCGUCUCUCCCAUCCUCGUACACUAUUGGACAAGAGAAUGUAGAAUAUAGGACAUCAAAAGAGGUGCUCCCUCCACUAUCUUCAGCAUGGUUCACUUUACAAAAGAAUUCUUCCCACACUGUGAUAUGACUAUGGUCCAUCAUUUCUCAUUAAAUUCCAUCAGCUUGACCAACUGAGUUUCCUGA